Messenger RNA from Rhea pennata, 1431 nucleotides. It is a transcript of the gene SLC46A2, whose product is annotated as solute carrier family 46 member 2. The record is from RefSeq and is a predicted model, not a curated record. NCBI's taxonomy places the organism in Eukaryota, Metazoa, Chordata, Aves, Rheiformes, Rheidae. Gene Ontology annotation, cellular component: membrane. The transcript is spliced from 4 exons. Gene Ontology annotation, molecular function: transmembrane transporter activity. Bases 16 to 1359 code for a protein of 447 amino acids. Gene Ontology annotation, biological process: transmembrane transport.
CAGCCAUCAGCUGCCAUGGUGGGAAUAGCAGUAAUGAGGACAUGGAUUGAGCCAGUGGUUGCUGGUUCCCAGGUGGCCAGUGCCUUCUACGACACAGGGCUGCUACUGGUGGUGAAGAACUACUACAACCAGACCAACUCAACCUCUCCUGCUUACUCAAUGCAAGAUGCUCAGCAGAAGGCUGUUUCUAAUUUCUAUAUCAUCUACAACCUAGUCCUGGGCCUGAGCCCACUGGUGUCAGCCUAUAGCUUGUCUAAGUUGGGGGACAAGGUGCAUCGGAAGGUCCCCAUCUGCUUCCCUCUUUUUGGCUAUUUGGGCUCCAAAUCUCUCCUGCUCCUCCUGAUCCUGCUGGACUGGCCAAUUGAGGUGAUGUACGGGGCUGCUGCUUUCAAUGGGCUGACAGGUGGUUUCACCACUUUUUGGGCAGGCGUCAUGGCUCUGGGAUCCUUGGGCUCCUCUGAGAGCAAGAGGUCUCUGCGGCUUAUCAUUAUUGAGCUGGUGUACGGCCUAGCUGGCUUUCUGGGAAGCAUGGCAUCUGGGUACCUCUUUGUUGGCUUCAGUGAUCACUAUCGAGAGGGCACUGUGCUGGUAGGCUGCAGCAUUGCUUGUUACGUUUUCUGUCUCUUCUACAGUAUUUUUGUUCUGAAAGUCCCCAAGCCAGUAGCCAAGAGCACAGGAGAUGGUGGCAGCGAGCUAUCAGCUAGCACAGAAGCCUCAGGGAAAUCCCACUCAUCUGAGAGUAACAACCUUGCACCAGUAGUACCUUCAAAACUUGUGAUUGUCAUGCUCUUUGUUGGGGCGAUCCUGUAUGACCUCGCAGUGGUUGGUGCAAUGAAUGUGCUCCCACUUUUCUUGCUCAGGGAGCCUUUAAGCUGGAAUCCUGUAGAGAUCGGUCACGGCAAUGCUGCUGGGUAUGUGAUCUUCAUCACCAGCUUCCUAGGGGUACUUGUGUUCUCCAAGUAUUUAAAGGAUACUACAAUGAUCAUGAUUGGAAUGGUAUCCUUCAGCGCUGGCAUCCUCAUCAUGGCCUUUGUGCGGUGGACCUUCUUGUUCUACAUCGCACGGGCAACGAUGCUCUUUGCCCUCAUCCCCUUACCAACUAUCAGGUCCAUGUUAUCCAAGCAUGUUGAAGGAUCAUCUUUUGGUAAGGUGUUUGUCCUGCUGCAGUUGUCCUUAGUCAUCACAGGAGUAGUGACAUCUACUGUCUACAACAAGAUCUAUCAAAGCACAUUGGACUGGUACAGCGGGUUCUGUUUCAUUCUGUCUUUCUUUUUUGGCUGCCUAAGUCUCCUCCCUAUAAGCAUUGUGGCCUUCAAACAACGUUCAAACACCGGUUCCCUUCAAAUUCUGACAGAGUGACAUACUGCAGCAGCUGAAACGUCUUAUAAAUUCUCUGGGCUGCCCAAGGGGAAAGUUUGCUAACCAUUUGUC